UGGCAGCCUGGCACUGUGGCGGAAAAUUGCGCAGAACGAGGUUGUCUCUCGUCGGGUGCGAACGCGUUACGGUUUAUAAUAGAUACGCGGUAGGAUAGAAACACCGAGGCUUUUUUUUCUUCGACCCUUUGAUUGUUCGAUCACGUAGAGGAAAUUUAUUAGACCGUUGUUUUCCGUGCAUUUUCGAAACAAGUAAGAGCGAACAGGAAAAGCCGUAACUCGCGUAGUCGUGGGAACAGAGAGAAAGUAAUCGAGAAGAAAAAUGGCAGAGGACAAGAACGAGACGAGCCCGAGCGCAGAGGGUGAAAAGUCACCGCAGGAAGCGGCACCGGCUGAGAAGCAAGAAAAAGAAGAACCGACAGAAAGCAAAGAGGAACAGAAGAAAGUUGAGGAGAAUGGCGACGGUGAGAAACCCAAGGAGAAUGGCGAGGAGAAACCCACGCCAGAGCCGAAGGACAUGCGGGCGAUAGUACUGAACGGUUUCGGCGGACUGAAAAGUGUCAAGGCUCUCAGGAAGCCUGAGCCCUCCCUCGGCGAGGGAGAAGUCCUUAUUCGAGUCAAAGCAUGUGGACUAAACUUUCAAGAUCUGAUGGCCAGACAGGGUGCUAUCGAUUCCCCGCCGAAAACUCCUUUUAUUAUGGGGUCCGAGUGCGCAGGUGACAUCGAGCAGGUCGGCGAGGGCGUGGAGAACUUUAAAGUGGGCGAUCGAGUGGUCGCGCUUCCUGAUCACAAAGCGUGGGCGGAGCUCGUUUCAGUGCCGGCGACGUCCGUUUUCGCACUGCCUUCAGGAAUGAGCUACCUCGAUGCCGCAGCGAUCACAAUGAACUACACCGUUGCUAACAUUCUGCUUUUCGAGCUGGCCAACCUGGCACCUGGAAAGAGUCUUUUGCUUCACAGCGCCGGCGGCGGAGUGGGUCAGGCAGUGGUCCAGCUCGCCAAGACCGUGAAAGACGUGACCAUCUUCGGUGUAUGCAGCAAAUCGAAACACGAGGCCCUAAAGGCUGCCGGCACUAUCGACCACCUCUUGGAACGCGGCACGGAUUACUGCAACGAAGUCAGGAAGAUCUCCCCUGAGGGCGUGGAUAUAGUUCUCGAUUGUCUGUGCGGCGAGGAAUGCAACAAGGGAUACGCGUUGCUGAAACCUAUGGGGAAAUACAUCCUGUACGGAUCUAGUAACGUCGUCACUGGCGAGACAAAGAGCUUCUUCUCGGCUGCGCGAUCGUGGUGGCAGGUAGACAAAGUGUCGCCCAUAAAGCUCUUCGACGAGAACAAGACGCUCUCGGGACUGAAUCUUCGCCACCUGAUGUACCAGCACGGCAGCCAUGCGUUUGUACGCCGAGCAGUGGAUCGUGUAUUCAGCUUGUGGAACGAGGGCAAGAUAAAGCCUGUGGUGGACUCAACGUGGGCCUUGGAGGACGUACCGGAAGCCAUGCAGAAGAUGCACGAUCGCAAGAACAUCGGCAAGAUCGUUCUGGACCCGAGUUUAGAGCCGAAGCCGAAGCCUGCGACGCCCGCCAAGGGAAAAACGAAGGACAAGAAGGCGGCCAAUCAGGAGGAGAAGAAAGCGUCGAGCGUAGAAUCGGAGGAGGGCGAGAAGAAGAAGGAGCCGGAGUUGACAAACGGAACGUCCGAAGAUAAAUCCGACAGCGAUUCCAAAGAGAAAGAAUCGAGCUGAAUUAGCGGCGGUAGCUGAUUCGAUUGUGCGUAUAUAUAUACAUAUAAAUAUAUAUAUAUAUAUUUAUAUUAUAUAUAUAAAUAUAUAUAAAUAUAAAUAUAUAUAUAUAUAAGGCAAGAAGCAAAACUGGUAUCCCACAAAGAUCUAGAAUUUUCAGAUAAGUACUAACUUCAUUAUUAAGAGGGUCAUCUACGAUUGUUGCCGCACGGGAAAGCCGAAUUUGAUCCAACAAUUGACUAUAUAACGAUCUCGGAAAAAUCGCAGAUGACGAACUUCAUCUUCUUCUUAAAGAAACAAAAAUAGCAAACAGAAAUGAGAAUCGAGCGAUGCUUUACACGGGUUAAAUUGAAUAAUUUAACGAAUUGUCUGGUUUCAUCCGGGAUGUCGAAUUAGCUCCAGAAUCAUUUGCAUGCUUCUGUUCCCUUCCCAUCUGUUUGCUGCGCUGAGAGUUCGAGGGAAUCGUAAGUAAAAGUGAUGGAAAAAGGAUUAAAAAGAAUUAAAAAGAAAAAAAAAGAGUAAAAACGUGAAAAAAACAAAACGAAUAAAAAUAAAAUUUAAAAAAAAAAAGACAACAAUCAUCCCUCGUGUGCGAACAAGAGGGAAACAAAGAUACAAACAAACGACAACCAAAUACAAAUAUCAAUUUCGACGCGGUCCACAGUAGUUUACAGAAUAUAAAAGAACUAUUAUUUUUAUUUUUUCACACUGACCAAAACGAAUUGAUUUCACAUAGAACGAACGCUUGUUGCACACCAGACUCGUUGGGCGGUCUGAUAAAAGAUAACAUUGCGGUUGGCCUUUUUUCUGACGUGUAUUUCCACGCUUUUCGUCUAACAGACUACUCGUACUUAUCGAAAAUAUUGAAAGUAAAGAAGAAGAAACAAGAACAUUGCGAAAUACCGCCCAACGAUCCUGCGCUGGCCAGCUAAUCGCUACUUUAUCUACUCGCAUUGACUACUAUUCGCUGCUGCGAUACAUAUAUAUGCAGUAACAUUUUACACUACUAUAAUAGUACCAUUUAUUGUAAUUUAAUAGAAUAUGGUAAUCUAAUUGAGCUUUGAGGAUGGGAAUUGCGUAGAGAAAGAAAGAGAGCGAGAGAAUGCUGCCCGCCUGAAAGCUGAAAGGAAAAGUGACUGCGUAGUACUUCUUUUACGCGUGUCUCUCUUCUUUUUUAUCGACUUUGAUUUUUUUUUUUAUUAACGAAUAUUGUCGCGAAACGCUAUAUUAUUAUAGCUUCGAAGUUUUAACGAUAGUCAAAUUUAGAGAGGUUAAGGCACUAUCUUUGUACCAAGAUUCUUCGUAUUAUUUUUAGAUAUACUUGUUCUUAAAUUCUGUAAAGUCGACAAAAGUACUCAAUCCUAUGAUUGGUAUGCACCUUUAAAAGAAAUGAAAUCUACAACUUUUGCAACGAUUUACCAACAACGCAUGUCCGUUACUUAUGCGUACUUUUUACCAUCUUACGUAGAAAAACAAGAGUAGCGUUACUUGGAACGACUUUUUAAAAAUAUUUUACCCUUUUGACGACGAUUCUAUCAGACUGACACCUCAAAUACAAUCUCCACUCAAAGUUGUCCCAAGAAUCGAGAAUCAAUUUUAAUUUUCGUAACCAGUAUCUUCUAACGGUAGAAUGAACGAUGGGACAAUGUCUCAGUUUACGUGAAAUCGAGUACCGAUAUUUUUCGACGUAUGAUUGUGACUAUCGAGAAACCAUUUUGUAAACAAUCUUUUUAAUCUAUAUACAGUCGAGUGGUGAUCUGAACGAUUGCAUAAGAGAGGUACGUUAACGCAAUUGAUUUGUUGAACGAAUGUUCUAAUGGUGUUGAGAGAACGAAAAAAAAAAAAAAGUUAACGACGGAUAAUGCCGAUCCUCGUCGUCUCAUUUUAGGUGAAAUUCGAGAUUUUACCGCAAUCGACGAAAUGACGAGAAAGAUUUAAUGGAAAAAAAAAAAGAAAAUACGGAAACGGAAGAAAGAAAUGGCUCGGAAAAGAGCGCGUUGAUGCAGAGUGAAAUGCAUAUCUCUCCGAAACGGUUGGAACAAUUUUUAUGUAGCUCGGAUUCUGUUAGAAUUUGAUACUAGCUCUGUAUACCAAUAUAUCUAUAUUAUAAAAGAUCACUAUAACAAGAAGUUGCGGACGAGGGGGAGCUAUACAUAUUAUAUAUAUAAAUAUAAAUAUAAAUAAAUGAGUAAAUAAUUAAAGUAAGUCGACAACUUCUGUCGUCUUCGUGAGUCGUUGUUGGCCGACGCGUAAAAAAAAAGGUGUAAGAACUAUAAGAUUUAUUAACUAUAUAUUAACUACUACUACUAUUACUACUACUACUACUACUACUACUACUACUGCCGUAUCGAGUCUCUCAAUCCAACAGUACACGAGUACUUGUAUCGCAUCAAGAACGUUAUAUCAAUUUUCUGUAAACAAGAAGAAAAGAAAAAAGAAAAUGGCAACAUAGAAAUCGUAGGCGAAUAGAUAAACUCCGUGGAGAAAUGAUCGACUGUGGCUACAUAUUUUGAGACAUUUUUUAAACGCGUAUGAGUACAGGCUAAAGUAAAUUAAGUUCGAAACGACACAAGUUUCCUCCUCGCGAGGAACACGGUACACUUUUAUUCAUAUAAAACGCGACGAUAAACACAUCAUACUGUAUAUUUUAUGUAAGGCUUUAAAUGUUUCAUCAAAUAACUCUAUUAUAUUAUAAUAUAUCUAUAUAUUUGUAUCGAUCGUUUUCCCUAUCCUGAUCAUUGGUUUAGGUCCGGAAUUUUGUAUCAGCGUCCUAGAAUAUCUGUAGUUAAUGCUCGGCGUCGAUGGACCUUUGCAACAUCUUUUAACCCUUUACAGUCUGGAAUCGGUCUUGCCCUUCUAUGGCAACUGUUUUACCAGAAUAUAUUCUAUCGUACUGCUUUUAUAGACGCACAUAUACAGGGUGUUCGCGUCGUUACUGAUCGACACUUUUGGAAAUGAAUGGCAUAAGAAAGACAUGGAAGUUACGCUCUUUGUUUUUUAUAAGGGAUACUACUACAGCGUGAAAUCGAUUAUCGACUCUUAAACAAACGCAUUCCUUAUACAAAAUUAAUCCUAAAUUAUUCCAGUUAUUUCGAUGAAAGGUUUUAAGCGACAACAACGCAAACACCUUCCUCGUAUAUUAUGGCAACAGAAACAUAGAAUAAAGGAAAACUGUUCAGUUGUCCGUGGACAGGACUGCUUUAAAUUGUUUAAACUGUUCGUUUCACAGGAGACAAAAUCUCGCAGAGUUGCUGAAGUCAGCAGCUCGUCGUAAAAUAAUACAAUGAUCAUUUUUCAGUCCCAACAGUUGGGUCUUAGUUACAGACACGUACCUUUGAAUUUGUAAAUCUUGCUCAGAGCGCUAGCGUUAUUCUCGAACUAUUUUACGUGUAAUCGAGGAAACUCAAUCUGUGUUCUCUAACACUUUUUGUAUUCAUUUCCAAAAUUACAGAUACCUCCUGAAACGAGAUCAAUGGGUAGAAUUGCAGAGAUCGGUUUAUUCACUUUUAAGAGACCUGUUUGAUACGUUUAGCUCAUGAAUAUGCGCUCCAAGCGAACCCUCGUCUUCAAAAAUGAGCAUAGAUCAUACUGCGCAGUCUUUGUCCUAAUGUGAUUGCACUUGAUCGAAAAUUGUAACCACUAUAAUUUAUUCUGCAACUUUUUUUAAGUAAUUGGACCGUAUCGCAAAUGGGAGAUUUCUACACGUUUUAUUAUGCAACCGCAAUUAGGCUACGAUUCAACCAAGGGUUCACCAAGAGUAGGACCAAUAAUAUCAUUCCGUAACAAAGGACGUACCAUUUUGUUUCAUUUUUCUAUUCUCCUUCUUUCCGUUAACCGAGACCUACCUACAUCGUGGGAGAACAGGACCUACAGUUUCGCAACGUGAUACAUCAUAUAAUUAUAUGUAAAAUUGUAAAAAUCGUGUUGGGGGUUCGGGCGAAAGGGCAGAUGUUUUCUUUGACCAGGAACCGUUCUUUUUUGCCCUUCCGGAUUAGGAAGGGUGCUCUCGAGAAAGAAAACAAAAACAUUUUUCGCCUGCUCUCCGGAAGCUCGAUAUAUAGAUUGUAUUUUUGGCUUAUUAUUGUAAGACUGACUAUGUUGCUAUAUUAAUGAUUGCUUCGAAAAUA
This is a messenger RNA of Hylaeus anthracinus, 5799 nucleotides long. RefSeq names its product synaptic vesicle membrane protein VAT-1 homolog-like. Gene Ontology annotation, molecular function: zinc ion binding; oxidoreductase activity. The coding region runs from base 263 to 1675 and encodes 470 amino acids. Lineage: Eukaryota; Metazoa; Arthropoda; Insecta; Hymenoptera; Colletidae. The record is from RefSeq and is a predicted model, not a curated record. The transcript is spliced from 7 exons.